UCAUGCCACUUGUGCCAUCACCCCACUUCUUGUUCCAUCGAAAUAACGAUGGCAGUUCCUGCGACCGAGUGUUGCGUGAACUGCUGCAACGAAACGUGGAUCCUAGCCCUAUCAGUGGCUGACAUUCUCUCCGACUUCCUCUACUUUGAGGAGCUGUAUACGGAGAACAAUGUGCCCGACGGAGUUGCUUUCGCUGUCCUAGGGUUCGCUAUUGUGGGACUGAUGUCCUUCCUAAGCGGACCUUUCUCCGACAUCGGCACCGCGGUUUCAAUCUCUUUUGAGGACUUCCCGAUCAUCAUCAUCACCACGGCCAUCCAGGCGUACCUCGCCGGCGCGGACGUGCGCGAGUGGCACGCCGUCGCCAUCGUCAGCUACGUGUUCUCCAUGUUCGCCAUGCAGCAGAAGGUCAUGAAGCUCGGCCUGGUGAAGAGCAUCCGCGACAUCCUGAACCCACGGGCGGAGGAGGAGCGGCAGGCGGAGAUAGGUCCGUGUUACUGGUGGGUGGUGUUCGUGCGCUCCCUCGCCGCGGUCGCCUUCACGGUGUUGCUGGCUUGGGCGCUCUCGGCCUUCAUCAUCUUUUUCGCCCCGGACCCGCCGGGGGAACGAUGACGUCAUGUUCGUGGUGGUCUGCUGGUGAGGGUGGCGGGGUUGGGAGGCACCAUCUGUCCU
Molecule: messenger RNA, 669 nt
Organism: Ectocarpus siliculosus
Lineage: Eukaryota; Phaeophyceae; Ectocarpales; Ectocarpaceae
Source: the annotation of a GenBank genome assembly